AUGGCUUCUCAAAGCCAUCAUCAAGAUUCAAGUUUUGCAAAGAGAACAUCAGAUCAAGGACCCCUCCCAAGCAAAGUUGCUCAAAGUAGUGUGACAUAUAUGUACCAAGCCAACAUAGGAAGGUGUUGGCGAAAUGUGAGCUUCUCAUGGUGCAAAACCCUAAUGAACCACACAUUACAUCUUACAAUUGAUAGCACAAUUGGAAAACUUCAUUACACUUGCAAGAUGGACGUGAAGCCAUGGAGUUUCUGGAGCAGGAAAGGCUACAAAUCAUUUGACGUCGAGGGCCACCAAAUUGAAGUCUAUUGGGACUUCCGAUCGGCAAAAUUCUCCGGCGGAUGCCCCGAACCGACUAGCGACUACUAUGUAGCUAUUGUAUCUGAUGAUGAGGUGCCAUUGUUGGUGGGGGAUUACAAGAAGAAAGCAUACAAGAGAACAAAAUCUAAACCAGCCCAAAUUGAAGCCAUGCAAGUUUUAAAGAAAGAAAAUGUGUUCGCCAAGAAAACCUUUGUGACCAGGGCGAGAUUCAAUGACGAGAAGAUGACGACGACGGCGAUGACAAAGACAAAGAUGAAAGAAAGUGAAGUUAUCGUGGAGAGCUUGACGAGUAGUGGUGCAAGUGAGCCAGAAAUGUCAAUAUACAUAGAAGGAGUAAAGUUGAUACAUGUGAAGAAUCUUCAAUGGAAGUUUCGAGGGAACGAGACGGUGAUGAUUAAUAAUGAGAAAGCAAUUCAAGUGUUUUGGGAUGUUCAUGCUUGGUUAUUUAGUGGCUCAGAACAAUCAGAAGGAGGAGGGCCUGGUGUGUUCAUAUUCAAGCCAGGAUUUGCAGAAGCAGAAGAAUCACAGACGAGUGAUAGAGAAGGUUGGGAUAAUGAUGAUGGUAAUUCUUCUGGGUAUUAUUCAACUAGAAAUGCCUCCUCUGGAUUUUGCCUUGUUCUUUGUGCCUAUAAAUUAGAUUAA
Molecule: messenger RNA, 960 nt
Organism: Neltuma alba
Lineage: Eukaryota; Viridiplantae; Streptophyta; Magnoliopsida; Fabales; Fabaceae
Exons: 1
Coding region: 1-960 (319 amino acids)
Source: RefSeq, a predicted model, not a curated record